AUGGAGAAGUACGAGAAGUUGGAGAAGGUAGGGGAAGGAACAUACGGGAAGGUAUACAAGGCCAAGGACAAGGAGACAGGACAGCUGGUGGCACUGAAGAAGACCAGACUGGAGAUGGACGAAGAAGGUGUCCCGCCGACAGCUCUGAGGGAGGUUUCUCUUCUCCAGAUGCUCUCUCACUCUCUUUACGUAGUCAGACUCCUCUGCGUUGAGCACGUCGAGAACAAGCAUGGAAAGCCCCUUCUCUAUCUCGUCUUCGAGUACCUCGAGACAGAUCUCAAGAAGUUUAUCGAUUCGCAUCGCAAGGGCCCUAACCCUAGGCCUCUUGACACGACAUUAAUCCGGAGCUUUCUCUACCAGUUGUGCAAAGGCGUUGCUCAUUGCCAUGGCCACGGUGUCCUUCAUAGGGAUCUCAAGCCACAGAACCUUCUAGUGGACAAGGAGAAGGGCAUACUGAAGAUUGCAGAUCUUGGACUUGGAAGGGCCUUCACCGUUCCCCUCAAGAGCUACACCCACGAGAUUGUAACUCUCUGGUACAGAGCUCCUGAAGUUUUGUUAGGGUCAACUCAUUACUCCACCGCUGUAGAUAUGUGGUCUGUGGGUUGUAUUUUUGCUGAAAUGGUAAGGAGACAAGCUCUGUUUCCUGGGGACUCUGAGUUUCAGCAGCUGCUUCAUAUUUUCAGGGACAUGCAUAAUCCUGGUAAUAAAGUAUAUUUAUGGGGUGGGGAAUGGAUUGCUGGGAAACCAACUGAGAAGAUGUGGCCAGGAGUUGGUUCUCUGAGGGACUGGCAUGUGUAUCCUCAGUGGGAGCCUCAGAAUCUGCAACGUGCUGUUCCAUCGCUGGGACCUGAUGGUCUUGAUCUUUUAUCGAAAAUGCUGAAGUAUGAUCCAGCCGAGAGGAUUUCAGCCAAAGAAGCUUUGGAUCACCCUUUCUUUGACAGUCUGGACAAGUCUCAGUUCUAA
Thlaspi arvense is the source of this 963-nucleotide messenger RNA. NCBI's taxonomy places the organism in Eukaryota, Viridiplantae, Streptophyta, Magnoliopsida, Brassicales, Brassicaceae. The record is from the annotation of a GenBank genome assembly.